AAAUAGCGCGUGUGCUCCGUUUAACUGAAAAAUAGUGUGAUACCCCUUUAAAUUUGUUCUAACGUCAGUCCUCUUUUGGUCCCGCCUUAGAAAUCUUCUAACCAAUCCAAGCGCGAUGCACGUGACGAGCUUUCAUUGCAAUGACCUCAUCCCUGGUGUGGGAUGACGUCAAAUUCAAGAUGGAUGGAAUCACGACCAGUACGCAGAAAUCGACACAACACUGAAUAAAGUCCAGGUUGUUUGGAUGAAAAAACUUAAUCACGAGGGCCGGUGCUCUUUUUUUUCGUGGAAGAAGUAAAGUGUCAUGCGGGAGUGCGCCACGUCUCACGGGUGAUCUAAUACCAUCAGCGGUACUGGACUUCCUCGUCGAAAAAGGGGAAAAAAACCCGACACGAGUGAUUCGUUAUUUGGGCAAUGGAGAGCCUAGUGCACUACAGUUAUCCUGCCCAUGCCCUCUCGGUGCUGGGGCUCCUCAAUGAUCAGCGGCUGCAGGGCCACAUGUGUGAUGUGGUGCUAGUUGUGGCAGAUCAACGAUACCAAGCCCAUAAAAGUGUUUUGGCUGCCAGUAGUGAAUAUUUCCAGUCCCUCUUUACCAGGAUAGACACGUCAUCGAAGGUUGUAAACCUGGACUUCUGUGAGCCUGAUGCUUUUGAGAUUGUGCUGAAUUACAUUUACUCCUCUUCGCUCUUUGUGGACAAAGACAGUCUUUCAGCCAUCCAAGAGCUGGGCUACACCUUGGGAAUCCCCUUUCUCACCAAUAUAGUUUCCACAAGGCCACAUGCUUCAUAUUGUGUGUCUAGAAAAAGACUGUCCUAUACAGAAGGGGACGAUAAUGAUGUCCAGACAAGGAGUGUCAUUGUGUGCCGUGUCCGGAACGACACAUCCCAACCCUCUUCUCCAAACUGUCCACCAAAACCAUCAGAAAGACCGUCAUCUCUUGUCACAACCGAAUUGGCUCAACCUCCAUCAGAACUUAACUCCUGUGACUCAGUCAGAAACUCUGAAGCAAACACGAGUAAAUCACCUGAACAGACUGAAUCUUCUGGAAGGAGGUCCAGCCAUCAUCCAUAUGCAUCCAUUUUAAAAGGGAAUCCACCAUACAUCUCUUCUAUUAGGCCCCAGCUGAAAACAUCUGCAUCAUUCAACGAUGCAGAAGUACAGCAUAGCAGGAUGCCGUCUUGCUCAGACCAGCACAUGAAACAGGAUUCAGGGGAGCAGGAGCCUCGCUACAGCACCAAAGUGUCCUUUCAGGGUCAGGCCUCUGAGCUGAGCCAGACUAUUGACCGGAGUGGGCCGCUCAUAAAAAGCUUACUUCGAAGAUCGUUAUCCAUGGACAGCCCUAUUCCGGUCUUCUCACCUACACUGGAGCUCAAGGAGCUGCAAAAUCACGAACAGUCUGUCGUGAAAUUGGCAUCAAAGGCAUCAGAUCCCGAAAUAUCAGCUCACAAUGGUAAUUUAAGAACCUCCCCCAUUAUUCUCAAGUCAAAACACCACACCAGAUGUGAUGAACAAACUCAGGUAGAAAGAGAGCACAGUGUGAAAGUGGAGCCCAGCAGUCCACUCGCAGACCCUUUGGACAUUAUUCGAAUCACAGUUGGGGAAGCUUUGCCAGUCAAUCUUAAAGACUUGCAAACAAAUUACGAACAGUGUUCCAAGGCUAGCUUAAUUCCUUUCGGGAAACGGAGGGAAAGGCCAGACAACAGACGGUAUCCAUUCAAGAAGAACAAAAUAUUGAAGGAACACAGCGUCUCCUCAGAAGAGAACAGGUCAGAAAUGGUGUCUCGCAGCACCAGCGACGAUAAUGAGAACAAUGACAAGUUGCCUCCGAACAAGAUUUUUACAUGCUGGAACUGCUUCAAGGUUUUCAGGUCCAGCGCCGGACUACACCGACACAUAAAUAUGUACCACAACCCGGAAAAGCCGUACGCCUGCGACAUCUGCCACAAGCGCUUUCAUACUAACUUCAAAGUGUGGACACACUGUCAAACUCAGCAUGGUGUCCUGCAGAAUCCAGCCUCAUCUUCCAGCUCGCCGGUGAUGGACGAUAGAUUCCAAAAGAAGCUGAUCGACAUGGUGCGAGAGCGAGAAAUCAAGAAAGCUUUGCUCUGGAAGCUGAAGAGGAAUAAACAAGCUUUGCAGUCUUCCACCCUCUGCAAAAAGCGAGCAAGGUCCAACUUUGUGUGUCCCUAUUGCGGGAAAGUGUUUGUGUUUCAGUCUCAGUACAGGCAGCAUUUACGGACACAUCCUGCAGAAAAAGCCGACAAGGACGAUGCAGGGGAGAACACCCUCUUCCAGGAACAGGAUGCGGUGAUUCACCAGAAGGAUUCCGAUGCUGCCGUUUACGCCUGUAGACUCUGCAAUAUGAAGUUGCCUUCACUCAUCGAGCAAGGUGAUCACGAGAGGGGCUGUCGGCAUUCCACCGUGUGCCCGUACUGCGGCCUCCGAUUCUCCAGUCCAACAGUCAAGAAAGACCACGAGGUGCACUGCAAGUACAAGAAACUGACGUGCCUGGAAUGCAUGAGAACCUUCAAGUCCUCCUUCAGCAUCUGGCGCCACCAGGUGGAGGUGCACAACAACAACGUGAUUAAUAUUAAGGAGCAGAUGAAUUUGAGGCUGGAAGAGCACAACGAAGGAAUGUCUGAAAUGUUCAUAGAGGAGCGGUACACCGGUGAAUCUCUUGCACGAGAGAGAAAUAUUUACAAUGAUUCCUCGGGCACGCCUAUGUAUGAUUCCGAAGACUCUUCAUCCUAUGUGCCCGAGGACCUAAGCAUGGGCCAUCAUGGGAGACUCGUGGUCAAAGAAGAGCCACUGGAAGAGUCUGUGAGCGAGCGGGAGGAAACGGAGAGCAGCCAAACCGGACUGGAAGAACCCGGCGUGUGGCCUUGUGAGAAAUGUGGAAGUCUUUUCUACUCUCGCAAAGACCUGGAGCGUCACCAGGAGCUCCUGUGCCACAUCAAGCCCUUCAUCUGUCACAUCUGCAACAAAGCCUUCAGGACCAACUUCCGCCUUUGGAGCCACUUUCAGUCACACAUGUCGAGCACAAGUGAACACGGAGCCAAAGAGACGGACGGGCACCCCCCACCCCUUUCCCCCUCCCCACCCAUGACCUCUCAAAACUCUGAACGGCCCUCUCCGCAGGCCUCCUCGCUCAACCAAGCAACGCCAGUCGAGGCUGCCGCGGCCGACGGGUCCAGCAGCCCCGAGGCUUCCGUGUCAUUGGUAAACAACAGUAAAAUCCAAGCUCAGCCUGAGCAACAGCCGAGCACCCACAGCCCCGUGUCGAGGUCCAACAGCGUGGAGAAUUCAGGCGGGGCUCAGGAUGCAGAAACCCUCUUCUACCACGCACCAUCUCUCUCUGCCCUGACCUUCAAGAGGCAGUACAUGUGCAAACUCUGUCACAGGACCUUCAAGACGGCUUUCAGUCUAUGGAGCCAUGAGCAAAGUCACGGCCACGUGUAAGCAUCCGGCAGGUUCUCGCAGCGCAUUUCAUACUCGAUAAUCAAAACCGCAACCAAGCCCGCAAAAGGCAGACUUUGAAUGUUACAGCUUACCCCGCUUGCCUCCAGUGUACAAUUUUAAGGACGCCGCGUUGAAUCGGGUGUAAACAGACAAGAGUACUCGGGCCACACUAAAAAACGAAAGAAAAAUAGUCCAGUAAAGAUUUUAUUUUCCCCAAGAUUUUUUUUUCUUUUGUAAAUAAAUGAAGUGAAUGUCAAAAUUCCCAAACAAACACGCAAAAGUCUGAGAGAAGCAACUGCUGUGCCUUUCUCUCGAAGGACCUGCCAUAUCCUCCUCUUGUUAUAUGCUAAAAACAUUCCUGGUAAGAUGAUCAAACAAAAUAGGCGAUUUCAGGCUAGUUUUUUUCCCCCUUCGGAAAGGGGAUAAAUUAUUAAACUGCUCAGACUGCUGAGGUGUUGACACGCUCAAACAUUGACUAUUUAACCCUUUCAUGCACCAAUAAUGAUAACUUGUAACCUGAUAACAUGAUAAGCUGUCCCAUGUCAUAACCGCGGUCCCUGAAAGAAGAGUUUAUCUUCCCAAGAUCCUCAAGAGUUCUCAGUCUUUGUACAAUUCUUGUAUUAUGACCUCAUUCUCAUACAGUUGCGAUUUUUUUUUCUUUUACCAUCACAUUCAUUUUAAAUUCUUGCUUUUUUUUUUUUGUUCAUAUUUUUUUCUUUUCAGUGUGACCCUAAUACUCUGUAUAAACAUGAAUGUGCAAACGAGUGCUAGAUACUUUUUGGUUUCGGAAAUGAAUUCUUUUCAUUCCAAAAUGGUCUGCUUCAAUUUAUCGUAGUUGCCUAAUUAUAUUUACAUGUACGUGUGGGUGUUUUAAGAGAGGAAGAAAUCGAGGUGUGACUUGAGCUGUACCACACGUGACUUCAACGAACAAGGAGAAGGGUAUGAUUACAUGCACCGUUUUCCGAGUAAAUGCUUUUAUCUGCUGCAGUUGGAUUAUGAAUUAGUGCUUUUGCUGUUGCAUCGGAAUUGUUUCUUGGUGUGAUGAACCUUAAAGAUUUUUCAAGUCUCAUGCACUUUUUUUUUUUAAUUUUGCCUUAUCAUAGUGACCAUUGUACAGUUGUGUCUUUAGGACUGAUGCAUGCGCCUAAUUGCGAUUCACUUUCUUCACACGCGAAUUGGUUGUGUUAAUUUUCUCAUGUACAAACCGCAGUACUUUGACGUAAAAAG
Messenger RNA from Hippocampus comes (tiger tail seahorse), 4686 nucleotides. RefSeq names its product zinc finger and BTB domain containing 21 (gene zbtb21). Bases 415 to 3459 code for a protein of 1014 amino acids. Lineage: Eukaryota; Metazoa; Chordata; Actinopteri; Syngnathiformes; Syngnathidae. The record is from RefSeq and is a predicted model, not a curated record. The transcript is spliced from 3 exons. Gene Ontology annotation, cellular component: nucleus. Gene Ontology annotation, molecular function: DNA-binding transcription factor activity, RNA polymerase II-specific; protein binding. Gene Ontology annotation, biological process: regulation of transcription by RNA polymerase II.